Engraulis encrasicolus (European anchovy) is the source of this 952-nucleotide messenger RNA. RefSeq lists its product as uncharacterized. Bases 86 to 898 code for a protein of 270 amino acids. NCBI's taxonomy places the organism in Eukaryota, Metazoa, Chordata, Actinopteri, Clupeiformes, Engraulidae. The record is from RefSeq and is a predicted model, not a curated record. The transcript is spliced from 3 exons.
GUUCAAUCGUUCUACUGGCCGCGCGCGUACUACAUUCACCUCAAUAGACUAUUUCAACGCACGGUUUCUGUGUCUUUUUCAUUCAAUGAUGCUUUCGGCUGAUGAUUUAACUCCGGAUUCUGGUGGUCCACUCUCGGCUGAUGACUUACCUUCGGGUUCUGGUCUUCGACCUCUCUCGGCUGAUGAUUUACCUCCGGAUUCUGGUCGUCCAUGCCGCAUCCAAUGGAGCCCAUGCUGGGUGCUGGAUAACACUGUAAAGCUGGCCUCAGGCUUGACGGCGGCGGAGGAGGCCGCCUAUGAGGACAUCCAAGGGUAUUUCCGUCUUCUGGAGGCAGACCGAGACAGGCUCCGGGAGCUCGUCAAGAAGCCUAGCGAGAGGAUGCUCUGGAGACGGGAGCUUCAGAGGGCUUGCCACCAGGACGACUGGGAGGACUUGCGGAAGGAGUUGAAGGAGUUGAAGGAAUUAAGGAGACUGCAGGCUGGCCUCAGAGACACCAUUGUCAAGAAGGAAAUGCUCAAUAAUGAGCUGGAGACACAGAUGGAGAUAAGGCGCAUCUGUGAGAGUUGGUAUUUCCUGCUCAAUAUCGCUCCUGCUGUGGAGAAGAAGCGUGAGGAGACAUGGUGGUUUAUGGAAAUUGCAGAAAAACACCAGGCAGAGAAAGAUGCUGAGAAGGCAGCAAAGAAGGCACAGGAGGAAGCUGAAAAGGCAGCCAAGGUGGCAGCCAAGGAAGCAGAGAAGGCCGCUGAGAAGGCACAAAAGGAAGCUGAAAAGGCAGCUAAGGAAGCAGCCAAGGAUGCCAUGACGGCAGCAGAGGAGGAGGCUGAAAAGGCAGCCAAGGAGGCACAAGAGGAAGAUGAAAAGGCUGCCAAAGUGGCAGGGAAGUGUAAUAUUUCAUGACCCAAAUGCUAAAUAAAAUAGCCUAUUAUCUGGGCUGAUUACCAGUGCACAAUG